Messenger RNA from Musca vetustissima, 1308 nucleotides. RefSeq names its product homeotic protein ultrabithorax. The record is from RefSeq and is a predicted model, not a curated record. Gene Ontology annotation, molecular function: RNA polymerase II cis-regulatory region sequence-specific DNA binding; DNA-binding transcription factor activity, RNA polymerase II-specific. The transcript is spliced from 5 exons. Gene Ontology annotation, cellular component: nucleus. Gene Ontology annotation, biological process: anterior/posterior pattern specification; negative regulation of transcription by RNA polymerase II. NCBI's taxonomy places the organism in Eukaryota, Metazoa, Arthropoda, Insecta, Diptera, Muscidae. Bases 27 to 1241 code for a protein of 404 amino acids.
CCGCCAAAAUUCUUACCGCCAACAGUAUGAAUUCAUAUUUUGAACAAGCUUCUGGCUUUUAUGGCCAUCCACAUCAGGCCACUGGCAUGUCCAUGGGCACCGCUGGCCAUCAUGAUCAGUCAGCCACCGCCGCAGCAGCUGCCUACAGAGGUUUCCCCCUAUCGCUGGGCAUGACCCCCUACACAAAUCAUCAUCUGCAGCGUUCGACCCAGGAUUCCCCCUAUGAUGCCAGUAUUACCGCCGCCUGUAAUAAAAUCUACGGUGAUGGCAAUGCCUACAAACAGGAUUGCCUCAACAUCAAAUCGGAUACAAUUAACGGCUAUAAAGAUAUAUGGAAUACAACAGCGAAUGGGGGCGGAGCUGGUGGCGGCGGCGGUACUGGUGGUGGUGGUGGCGGUUCAGCCAAUUCGGCAAAUGGUGCAAAUAACACGGCUAACGGGGGACAAAAUGCAGCAGGCGGUGGUGGUGGAGCCGGUGGCGGUAAUGGUGGUAUGCCGGUUAGACCCUCGGCAUGUACACCGGAUUCACGAGUUGGUGGCUACUUGGACACAUCGGGCGGUAGUCCGGUUAGCCAUCGUGGCGGUAGUGCCGGUGUUGUCGGCGGUGCCGGUACCGGUGUUGGCCAAAGCGGUCAGAGUGGUAAUGUGGGUGGUGCUGGCGGUGUAGGUGGGGCAACGGCUUGGAAUGCGAAUUGUACAAUUUCAGGAGCCGCCGCCGCACAAACAGCAAGUAGUUUACACCAGGCCAGCAAUCACACAUUCUAUCCCUGGAUGGCUAUCGCAGGUAAGAUAAGAUCUGAUCUAACACAAUACGGCGGCAUAUCACCAGACAUGGGCAAACAUGGACAAACUGAUGGAAAUAUGAAUGGGCUGAAUGAAAAAAGGAACUCCAUAAUUGAUCCCAGUAAGAGAUACUCAGAAUCUCUUGCGGGCUCAUUACUACCAGAUUGGUUAGGUACAAAUGGUCUACGAAGACGUGGUCGCCAAACAUAUACCCGCUAUCAAACACUCGAAUUAGAGAAAGAAUUCCACACCAAUCACUAUCUAACCCGCCGACGAAGAAUUGAAAUGGCACAUGCCCUCUGCCUGACAGAAAGACAAAUAAAAAUCUGGUUCCAGAAUCGACGAAUGAAAUUGAAAAAAGAAAUCCAGGCCAUCAAAGAAUUGAACGAACAAGAGAAACAGGCUCAAGCCCAGAAGGCGGCAGCAGCGGCGGCGGCAGCACAACAUUUAGGCGAAUAAAAUUAGGAAAAAAUUCUAAAUUAUUAUUAUAAUUAUAGUAUGCAGCAUAAUGAUAAUAAUAAUAAUA